GGCUGUUGCUGCAUCCCGUUCCCUGGCAGCCCUAUGAGGUGAUGUUUGUCGCCUGCCAGCAGGCGACAAACAGCGAGAUGUUUGCAGUGCCGUACACUAAUGUACACACCCUCCACAGCGUCCACAGCAAUGCUGCUUACACAGUACGCCGCCGUGCUGGCCUUCUCGGGCCGCCUCAGCUUACGGGGGGCACUAAAUGACGGGAGCAGCCCGCUCCUCGGUUCCAGGUUCCAUGGUCGCUGCCGGCUGCCCACUGGGCUGAACCCGCUGCGACCCCGAGCCGCCAUGGUGCCAAGUUGGGUCCGGCAGGUGCUGGUCGUCGUCCGGCGCCCGCACUGUGACAGGCGUUCCCUGGCAGUUGCAACGAUCCCCCAGCACGCACAAUUUCCAUCCUCCUCCGCACCCCCCGACCCCUUCUGAAUCCCAAAUUACCAAUGGGCUUGGACUCUAGAACCGCUGUAUACAUAGGUAGUCACGGGCCG
Chaetomium strumarium is the source of this 482-nucleotide messenger RNA. RefSeq lists its product as uncharacterized. The transcript has a single exon. The coding region runs from base 100 to 420 and encodes 106 amino acids. NCBI's taxonomy places the organism in Eukaryota, Fungi, Ascomycota, Sordariomycetes, Sordariales, Chaetomiaceae. The record is from RefSeq and is a predicted model, not a curated record.